Stomoxys calcitrans (stable fly) is the source of this 2734-nucleotide messenger RNA. RefSeq names its product mitochondrial Rho GTPase (gene Miro). Gene Ontology annotation, cellular component: mitochondrial outer membrane. Gene Ontology annotation, molecular function: GTP binding; GTPase activity; calcium ion binding. NCBI's taxonomy places the organism in Eukaryota, Metazoa, Arthropoda, Insecta, Diptera, Muscidae. The record is from RefSeq and is a predicted model, not a curated record. Bases 248 to 2227 code for a protein of 659 amino acids. Gene Ontology annotation, biological process: mitochondrion organization; small GTPase-mediated signal transduction. The transcript has 8 exons.
AUGUUGUGUGUGAGUAAUGUGAUGAAUUUCUUGUUGGUUUUUUCUUCAUUCCAUCUAAAGAAAGUAGUUUAUGUAAUUUUCUAGUUUUGCAAGAGAAAAAGGAUAAAUAAAAUGUGGAUCUCACAAUUGUGAAAAUUGCGGUAUAGAAAGCUGUGCAGGCCUAGAAAAUAAAAGUAAUAAAAGCGAAUUAAAAAGUUAAUUUCGGAAUUUCUUGUAGUAACAGUAGUAGUAUACGAUAAAGAUCAUUAUGGUAUCAUCCAGUACUACAGUUGGCACAUCACAAAGGAAAAAUGUACGCAUAUUAUUGGUUGGUGAUCCGGGAGUUGGCAAAACAUCGCUUAUACUUUCCCUUGUGAGUGAAGAGUUUCCGGAAGAUGUACCCCCAAAAGCCGAAGAAAUUACCAUACCGGCAAAUGUAACACCUGAACAGGUGCCCACAAAUAUUGUUGACUAUUCUCACAUCGAACAGUCCGAGGAGGUUUUGAAUGAACAAAUCACCAAAAGUGAUGUCGUUUGCAUUGUCUAUGCCGUCGAUGACGAUGAUACCUUGGAUCGCAUUACAUCACAUUGGCUACCAUUAAUACGUAAGGCGGUCCCCGAGGACCAACAAAAGAAACCAAUUGUAUUGGUUGGAAAUAAAGUUGAUCUGAUCGAAUACUCGACCAUUAAUAGUGUUCUUGGUAUAAUGGAAGAAUUUCCCGAAGUUGAGAGUUGUGUAGAGUGUUCGGCAAAGACAUUGCACAAUAUUUCCGAAAUGUUUUACUAUGCACAAAAGGCGGUGUUGCAUCCAACUUCCCCACUUUAUGUAAUGGAUGAACAAGAUCUUACUCCUGCUUGCAAGAAGUCCCUGGUACGCAUAUUCAAAAUAUGCGAUAUCGAUGGUGAUAAUCUGCUCAAUGAUUAUGAGCUAAAUCUCUUUCAGCGACGUUGCUUUAAUACCCCAUUACAACCUCAGAUUCUGGACGAAGUAAAGGCCGUAAUACAAAAGAACAUUCAAGAUGGUAUCUACAAUGACUCGGUCACUUUGAAGGGAUUCCUAUUCUUGCAUUGUCUUUUCAUACAACGAGGACGCAAUGAAACUACUUGGGCGGUAUUGCGACGUUUCGGCUAUAAUGAACAAUUGGAAAUGAGCAAAGACUAUUUAAAGCCUACGUUAAAAAUACCACCUGGUAGCAGCACAGAACUAUCGCACAGAGGUCAGCAAUUUCUAACGGCUCUAUUUGAGCGUUAUGAUAAGGAUUGCGAUGGUGCUUUGUCACCUGAGGAACAUAAAAUGUUGUUUAGCACGUGUCCCCAUGCUCCUUGGUCGUAUUCGACGGAUAUACGCAAAUCUUGUACAGUAAAUGAUAAGGGUUGGGUAACACUUAAUGGCUGGAUAAGUCGUUGGGCCCUUAUGACUUUGACCGAUGUUAGUAAGACCUUGGAAUAUUUGGCAUACAUGGGCUUUAAUGUUCAUGAAAAUGAUACCCAGUUGGCAGCUAUACAUGUGACCAGAGAGAGACGUAUCGAUUUGGCUAAACGCCAAAGUUCACGUUCCGUAUACAUGUGUCAUGUUAUUGGACCAAAGGGCUCCGGCAAAACGGGUCUAUGUCGAGGUUUCUUGUUAGCAGAGGAUACAAAGUCAUUAAUAGGCAAAGAGUUUAAAACCAAUGUCAUUCACUGUGUAAAUACAGUACAAGUUUAUGGCCAGGAAAAACAUUUAAUUUUACGCGACAUUGAUGUCAAACAUGCUCUAGAUCCCCUACAACCUCAAGAAAUCAACUGUGAUGUUGCUUGUUUGGUCUACGAUUCCUCCAAUCCUCGUUCUUUUGAGUAUAUCGCACGCAUUUACAUUAAAUACUAUGCCGAAAGCAAAAUUCCCGUCAUGAUUGUGGGCACCAAAAGUGAUUUAGUGGAACGUCGCCAAGAUUAUCUGUUGCAGCCGGAUGAAUUCUGUCAAAAGUAUAAACUUUUGCCACCACAUCUAUUUAGCCUGAAGCAUAAUAAGAAGGAUAUCUAUGUUAAACUAGCAACCAUGGCGGCAUUUCCACGCUUUCAAGCCGCAUGGAUACUAUUUUACAAGCACAGGUUGGUACAGCUGUGGGAAUCGGCCCAUUUACGUCAAUUUGGACUUAUGACAGAGGAUCCCACACUCUGGUGGAAAGCUAGCCUAGGAGUGGCUGCCGCAACAGUUCUGGGUUUUGUGGUGCUAAAGGCGGUCCAUGGUUUAACCUCGCCCUCACGUUGAAACCUCUAUGCUCUAGUCUCCCCCUCCCCCCAGUACCCCCUAAAUGCAAAUGCAAACAACAUUCUUAGUUGAAAACUUUCACCUCUCACAAGCGCGUGUGUGUACAUAUUCUUAUCUAUACUUUACACUCUCACAUUACUCUACAUACUACUACUCUCUCCCAAAGCAAAGCUAAGGAAAUAACGGUUCAUUAAUUUUACUCAAGGAUCAAGCAAUGUUAUAUAAAUAUAAGACAAUGAUGGUGUUUACAUGGUGGUGAUUCAUGAUAAAUCGCAAACUAUUCAAUACGAAAUUUGUCUUAUUUUUAGUUUAUAGCAAAAAAAACAAAGGAAAAUUUAUAACUAAAAAAAAGAAGAAAAAAAUCCAAACAACUGGACAGUUGUCCUCACAAACAUGCAUACAUACAUAUAUAUUUUUAUAUAAUUAACUAAGUAAAUUUACAAAAACUUUACUUCAACUCACAUUCUGUUGUAUAUAAAUAUACAUCUGUAUGAACCCUAUCUCUAU